AUGGGAAGAGAGCGAAAGAGCGAGAGACAGACAGAGACAGAAGAGGAGCGAGAAAGGAGGAAUACAACCAAGGAGUAUGUGAGGGCGGGGCAGCUCGCUUACAAGCGAACACAAUCAGACAUCAAGCUAGGAGGGUCUCCACGCCUUCACUUCCUCAUAACUGCUUACACGCCUCUCACCACGGACCAGUCAGUUGCCAGUAUACGUAAAACCACAGUGCUGGAUGUGAUGAGGCGAUUGCUGCAGCUCAAGAAUGUCACGGUCUCCAUCGGCAGGGACAGACACACCAACCGCUGUUACAUUUCCAUCCUCAACAUCAUCCAGGGAGAGGUGGACCCGACUCAGGUACACAAAUGGGAUGGCCCCCACAGCUUGCAGCAGAGCUUGCAGCGAAUCAGAGAGAGGAAGCUGGCCAGCUUUAUCCCCUGGGGUCCUGCCAGUAUCCAGGUGGCUUUGUCAAGGAAAUCUCUGUAUUUGCCUUCCGCUCAGCGUGUCAGUGGAUUCAUUAUGGCAAACCACACCAGCAUCUCCUAUGAGUACUAUACUCUGUUUGACAGAACAUGCCGGCAAUACGAGAAGCUGAGGAAGCGAGAGGCUUUCCUGGAGCAGUUCAGGAAGGAGGGCAUUUUCAAGGAAAAUGACGAGCUGGACAACUCCCGGGAGAUCGUGCAGCAGCUGACUGAGUACAGCGCUGCCCCACGGCCAGAUUACAUCUCCUGGGGUGCGCCGGGGCAGUGACCUCCCCACCUGCAGGGGGCGCAAGCAAGCAUCGGCAGCAUUUCAGUGAAUGAACUGAAAACAACACAUCCAGAAGAAUUACACUGAGUGCCCGUGUCCCAGUCUUGCUGUUGAUAGCAGAUCAUUAUUCAAUUGUUUAGGGUUAAAAGUAUGGUAUGUUGUCUGUCAAUUGUUGCUUUACUGAAGAGAAAAGGACUUUCAUUAGGUUUUUAGAAAGCCACUCUAAUGUAACAUUACUACUUCAGGACUCACGUUUAGGUUAACCAGGGAAUAUGGGAUUUCAGUUUUUCUUCAUCACAUUGCCUCUUAUCCCAAAAGGAAGUUUGUUUGCAAACGUUUUUUAUUGCUUUAAAGUUGAAGUGACAUCAGUUUUCCAAUCCCAGAAUACUUUCAGUACCAUUUUUUGCUGUCCAUAGAAGCUGAUUAACUCUUUGUGUCACCCCCUUGUGUUGCGCAGUUAGAUGGAGGUGAAUGGCAUUCUAAUUGGAAAGGGACUCUGUCAGGAGAGGGCUGCUCUAUAGUGUACCUUUAAACAUUUCAAACUGAAUAAAAGGUUUUAGAAAUGAAAACAUUCAACUGCACAACAAAGGAGCAGUGAAAUGGGUAGUGUCAUGUAAUAAAAUACAUUUUAAAACAUGUUACACCUUUUUAAGGGAAUGUAAAACCAUGUAAUACUUAUUCAAGCAGGAAGUAUGUUUUUGUGUUUAAACAGAGGCGAGUUAUUUUAAAUCCCUAACAGUUUAAAUCGAAGUUCUUAAGACAAGUGCUUGUUUGUUUAUUUAUUUAUUUAUUUAUAUUUUUACUUUGCCAUGACUCAAUAAACUGGGAAUAUUGUU
Molecule: messenger RNA, 1574 nt
Organism: Acipenser ruthenus (sterlet)
Lineage: Eukaryota; Metazoa; Chordata; Actinopteri; Acipenseriformes; Acipenseridae
Gene: tubg1
Product: tubulin, gamma 1
Biological process (GO): mitotic cell cycle; meiotic spindle organization; mitotic spindle organization
Cellular component (GO): spindle; gamma-tubulin complex; centrosome
Molecular function (GO): structural constituent of cytoskeleton; GTP binding
Source: RefSeq, a predicted model, not a curated record